AAGUGUGGUUAGGAAACGUCUGUCACAACUUUCUCCGCUCCGUACUCAAGAAAAAAACAGGGAGAAAUUUGUUUACGUGGAAUUUUUCCUGUUAUUUUAAUAUUAUUCAAUAAAUCCAAAUUUUUAAAUUAGCGUUAUUUACAUUAAAUGGAAUAUGUAAUAGAGCAUAGGUGUUUAAAGUGAAAAUUUUUAGUGAUAAACAGCGGUAAAACAUGGAGGAAGUGCCGAUGUUGGUUGGGCUGGCUCUGGUUAUGCUUGUUGGGUCUUUUUUAGCUGGUUCCAUACCCUUGUUCUUCGCUUUUUCUGAGGAAAAGUUAAAAAAGUUCACUGUCUUUGGAGCUGGCUUACUAGUAGGCACUGCCUUGGCAGUCAUUAUUCCAGAAGGUGUAAGAUCUAUAGUAUCAGAAAAUGUUCCACAUGCCCAUAAUGACUCCACAAAUACCCAGGAUCACAGUGAUCCUCUAUCUGUGAUAGGCAUCAGUUUAGUUGCCGGUUUUAUAUUUAUGUUAAUUGUUGAUCAAAUUUCACAAAGUAGAAAUGAAAAUUUAAGCCCUGCUGAUAAAAAUGUAACUGCUACAGUCGGUCUAGUGGUGCAUGCAGCUGCAGAUGGAAUUGCUCUAGGUGCCGCAGCCACUACCAGCCACGCCGACGUAGAAAUAAUUGUAUUUCUGGCCAUAAUGCUGCACAAAGCUCCCGCUGCGUUUGGUUUGGUGACUUUUUUGCUCCAUGAGGGUAUUGAUAGACAAAGAAUAAGGAGGCAUCUAUUGAUCUUCUCCUUAGCGGCUCCAAUAGCUACUCUAGUGACCUAUUUUGGAAUAGGUCAGAAGCAGAAAGAGACAUUAAGUUCCUUUAAUGCUACUGGUAUAGCGAUGUUAUUUUCUGCUGGUACAUUCCUCUAUGUGGCGACGGUUCACGUUUUAGCGGAUCUGACUCAACCAGCCCAUCAUGGAGGGCAAUAUGCGAAACUGCCGCAAAGUUUGGAGGGCGGCGGUAAACCUCAACCUCACUCGGCCGCAUUAAAGCCUUGGGAGUUGCUCUAUUUGGUGUUGGGCUGUUUGUGUCCUUUGGUUCUUACUGCCGGACACCACCAUUAGGGUUUGUGAGGUAAUAUUUAAGUAUGAAUAAGUUUUAUAUAAAAUUGGAUGGAGAAAGCCGAAUAGUUACCUAUUUUAUUGUACAUUUCCUUAUUAAUUAUUUUUAUUACUUAAUUUAUUUUGUAUGAAAAACUGGUAUACAGGGUCUCAAAUUAAAAAGUUAUUAGCA
Anthonomus grandis grandis is the source of this 1263-nucleotide messenger RNA. RefSeq names its product zinc transporter ZIP9 (gene Zip102B). NCBI's taxonomy places the organism in Eukaryota, Metazoa, Arthropoda, Insecta, Coleoptera, Curculionidae. The transcript has 7 exons. The record is from RefSeq and is a predicted model, not a curated record. Gene Ontology annotation, biological process: zinc ion transport; transmembrane transport. Bases 213 to 1094 code for a protein of 293 amino acids. Gene Ontology annotation, molecular function: metal ion transmembrane transporter activity. Gene Ontology annotation, cellular component: membrane.